AUGUUUGCAAAUCAUAAUAAAUAUUACUUGAGAGCCUUAAUAAAAAAAUGUUUUUUUAGUACAUCUCAUUCUUUUUCAUCAAAAGAUAAUAUAAAAAAAAUUCAGGAAUUUCGUAAAUUAACAAAUUUAUCUUUCGGCAUUUGUAAAAAUGUUUUAAAUAAAAAUAAUUAUAACAUUGAGAAUAGCAUAAAUUAUAUUUUUCAAAACUUUAGAACAAAUUUUGAGAAUAAAAAAAAGGAAUUAACGGAGGGAUAUUAUUGCUUAAAGUUGAAGAAUAAUCAGAUAGGAUUAAUUGAGUUAAAUUGUUACAAUGAUUUAAUUUCUGAAAAUAUAUUUUUUAAAGAAUUAUUAGUUAAUUUAUGUAACAACUUAAUAGAAGGUUGUACAAGUAAAAAAAUAAGUAAAGAAUAUUGGGAUAAGGAAAAUAUUCCUCAUUAUUUACAUCUUUUUUAUAAAGAUAAUAAAACGAAUGUUGACAAAAAGUUGGAAAAUGUUAAUGAUACAAAUAUUUUUAAACAUAUUUAUUUUAAUAGAAGCAUUAAUCAAUUAAUUAACUACACAUCAUUAAUUUUAAAUGACUAUAUAUUUUUAAGAAAAUAUCUAACACUUAAUUUAGAUAAUAUACAUAAAGAGAACGCAUAUAUAAUAAAAAAUUAUUACUAUCAUAAAGAAUUAAGAAUAGAAGAUUUUAUUUUGUGUAAGGGAUUUUCAUUUGCAUUUUUAUUUAUUAAAUCAAAAAUAGAUAUUUCUGAAAAUACGAAACACAUUUUAGAAAAAUUAUCUUUUCUUAUAUGUGUAAAUAUAUUAAUGUAUAAACCAAAUUACUGCUCAAUAUCAUAUGAAUUUAAUAUUUUUGAAUGUUUUAAACCAUAUUUCAACAGUUCUUAUACUAAAUUUUUGGGAUCAAAAGAAAAUAAAAGGAUAAAUGAAUUAAGUAUGGAACAACUAGGAGAAAUAGACAAUAAUAAACAAAAUGUAGAAAAUACUGAUGACUUAAUGAAAAAAAAUGUUCAAGCAAUUCAUAUAUUAAGUGAUUGCCUAGAGAAAGGAAAUUAUAAAACACUAAACUCACUUAAAAAGAAAAAUAUAACAUUUUUUGAACUAAUUACAUUAUUAGAAGAGGAAUUAAAUAUAAAAAUUUAUACUAAAAUAAUAUAUUCUUUACUUAACGAAGAUAUUAUUAUUUUAUAG
Plasmodium gallinaceum is the source of this 1191-nucleotide messenger RNA. Its product is annotated as conserved Plasmodium protein, unknown function. The transcript has a single exon. Bases 1 to 1191 code for a protein of 396 amino acids. Gene Ontology annotation, molecular function: translation elongation factor activity. The record is from RefSeq and is a predicted model, not a curated record. Lineage: Eukaryota; Apicomplexa; Aconoidasida; Haemosporida; Plasmodiidae. Gene Ontology annotation, cellular component: mitochondrial matrix. Gene Ontology annotation, biological process: mitochondrial translational elongation.